AUGAAUCCGAGUUGGACGCGUUUUAUGAGGAGCUGGAGGAAGAGGUCCGAGAAGUCCUUCUACAAAUUCGUUGUCGGCGACUUCAAAGCAAAACUAGGAAAGCCUACAGAAGAGGAAGAGUACUACGAGCCUGUGCUGAGCGUGCCUCAAAGCCGCGCACGACAAACUUGGAUCGAAUUUCGAAGACCACCAAGGAAUUGUUGGAAAGAAGGGCUUCGAGGCUUUAUCCGAAUGCAUCGCACAUUGAGCGGUUUGUAG
This is a messenger RNA of Necator americanus (New World hookworm), 258 nucleotides long. RefSeq lists its product as uncharacterized. Lineage: Eukaryota; Metazoa; Nematoda; Chromadorea; Rhabditida; Ancylostomatidae. The transcript has a single exon. The record is from RefSeq and is a predicted model, not a curated record. The coding region runs from base 1 to 258 and encodes 85 amino acids.